AUGCUGGGGUUGACACCUUCGUAUAUCGCUAUCACCGAUACGGAACGACUUAUUGGUGAUGACGAUAAAAAUCAAGUUGCCACGAACCCUUUAAAAGAUGUUGCUGGUAACACACUUCUUGGUGGAGAAGAUUUUGUCAAUCGCCUUGUGAAUCAUUUUUGCACAAGUAUUCAAGCGCAAUUUAGGAAAGACCUUAAAAAGAAUGCAAGAGCUCUCCGUCGAUUGAAAAAUGCAAGUGAAUGUGAAAAAUCGUGA
Molecule: messenger RNA, 255 nt
Organism: Funneliformis mosseae
Lineage: Eukaryota; Fungi; Glomeromycota; Glomeromycetes; Glomerales; Glomeraceae
Source: the annotation of a GenBank genome assembly